UUUCUGAUUAGCAAGGCCUUCAACGCAAGCAACAGUCCGGCAAGCCUCAAGCAAAAAGUUUUAAAAUGACCCACGACGCUGUUUGGUUCUCUCGUCCUAGAAAGUACGGAAAGGGUGCCCGCCAGUGCCGCCUCUGUGCGCACCAGGCCGGUCUCAUCCGCAAAUACGGCCUUGACUUGUGCCGUCAAUGCUUCCGUGAAAAGUCAGCUGCCAUUGGUUUCGUGAAGAACCGGUGAAAUGUAUCCUGUCGCGCACCUGCAUCUUAUAUCAUCAUUCUCUCGU
Suillus subalutaceus is the source of this 282-nucleotide messenger RNA. RefSeq names its product ribosomal protein S14. The coding region runs from base 66 to 236 and encodes 56 amino acids. Gene Ontology annotation, biological process: translation. The transcript is spliced from 4 exons. The record is from RefSeq and is a predicted model, not a curated record. Gene Ontology annotation, molecular function: zinc ion binding; structural constituent of ribosome. NCBI's taxonomy places the organism in Eukaryota, Fungi, Basidiomycota, Agaricomycetes, Boletales, Suillaceae. Gene Ontology annotation, cellular component: ribosome; cytosolic small ribosomal subunit.